AUGAAACCCUCCAAGGCAUCCCAGCGCUACAGAAGCAUCCGACGCAAUGCCAGCCAAUGCUAUCUCUACCAGGAGUCCCUGCUACUCAGCAACUUGGAGGACAGCUUCAAUGCAGCUGAAACAGGGGACAGCAGUGACCCGGAACAAAUCUUCCAGAACAUACAGUUCCAGAAGGAUCUCGUGGCAAACAUUCGCUGUCGACCCUGGACCAUGGGACAGAAGCUGAAGGCACUGAGACGAGCCAAGCAGAUUGUGCUGAAGUUUGAAGGGAGGUUGACCAGAACCCGAGGCUACCAAGCAGCAGGUGCAGAGCUCUGGAAGAAAUUUGCUCGCCUCGCCUGCAACUUCAUGGUCAUAUUCAUUCCCUGGGAAAUGAGGAUAAAGAAAAUCGAAAGUCAUUUCGGGUCAGGCGUGGCCUCCUAUUUCAUAUUCUUGAGAUGGCUGUUUGGGAUUAAUAUCGUGCUCACAAUCAUGACAGGGGCUUUUAUUGUCAUCCCCGAGCUGAUAGCCGGCCAGCCAUUCGGAAGCACAGCCAGCAAGAGCAUCCCGGGAGAGCUCCUGGCAUCGGCCCAAGACCUGGACACCGUCUGGUCCCUGGGGGGCUAUCUGCAGUACUCAGUCCUCUUCUACGGCUACUACGGCAGGGAGAGGCGGAUCGGGAGAGCAGGCUACCGGCUGCCCUUGGCCUACUUCCUGGUGGGCAUGGCGGUGUUCGCCUACAGCUUCAUCAUCCUCUUGAAAAAGAUGGCCAAGAACUCCCGCACCAGCCUUGCCAGCGCCUCCCACGAAAACUACGCUUUCUGCUGGCGAGUGUUUUGUGCCUGGGAUUACCUUAUUGGGAACCCCGAGGCUGCAGAGAGCAAAACAGCUGCCAUUGUGAACAGCAUCAGGGAGGCGAUCCUGGAAGAACAGGAGAAGAAGAAGAACAAAAGUCUGGCAGUGACCAUCUGUCUGCGGAUUGUGGCCAACGUCCUGGUGCUUCUCUCACUGGCUGGGAGCAUCUACCUCAUCUACUUCGUGGUGGACCGCUCUCAGAAACUAGAACAAUCCAAGAAGGAGCUGACGCUCUGGGAGAAGAAUGAGGUGAGUGUGGUAGUCUCUUUGGUCACCAUGUUAGCACCAUCAGCAUUUGACCUCAUCGCCGCCCUCGAGAUGUACCACCCACGGACAACGUUGCGCUUCCAGCUGGCAAGGGUCCUUGUGUUGUAUCUGGGGAAUCUCUACAGUCUCAUCAUCGCCCUCCUGGACAAAGUGAACAGCAUGAGCAUUGAGGAAACUGCUACCAAAAACAACACAAGCUAUUGGACAGAUCCUGCCACCUUCUUUGCCACCAGGACAGGUCCCGAAGAAGAGAACUGGCCCACUCUUCAGCCUGGAAUAGCACCCGGGAGAAACAGCACCUGGGCCUCAGAAGACAUGAGCGUGCUUACCUCCACCACGCCACUCACCAAGGCCAACAAGACCACUCUGUCUCCCCAGCGCCUGCAAGGCCAGUGCUGGGAAACAUAUGUGGGUCAGGAGAUGCUGAAACUGUCCAUCAUUGACAUGCUCUUCACCGUGGCCAGCAUCCUGCUCAUAGACUUUUUCCGGGGACUUUUUGUUCGAUAUCUAAGUGACUAUUGGUGCUGGGAUCUGGAGAGCAAGUUCCCUGAGUAUGGGGAAUUCAAGAUAGCAGAGAAUGUGCUGCACUUAGUCUACAACCAGGGAAUGAUUUGGAUGGGUGCCUUUUUCUCGCCUUGUCUCCCGGCCUUCAACGUUCUGAAGCUCAUUGGGCUCAUGUAUCUGCGGAGCUGGGCCGUGCUGACCUGCAAUGUGCCCCACCAGCAAGUCUUUCGGGCAUCCAGGUCCAACAACUUCUACCUGGCCAUGCUCUUAUUCAUGCUGUUCCUGUGCAUGCUGCCCACCAUAUUUGCGAUUGUCCGGUACAAGCCCUCUCUGAACUGUGGGCCCUUCAGCGGACAAGAGAAAAUUUAUGACAUCGUAUCGGAAACGAUUGAGAAUGACUUUCCUGCGUGGUUUGGCUCUGUGUUUGGCUACAUCAGCAGCCCUGUGGUCAUCCUGCCUGCUGUGCUGCUUCUCUUCAUGCUCAUCUACUACCUUCAGAGCAUCGCACGGUCACUUCGGCUCAGCAACCAGCAGCUCAGAAUGCAGAUCCAAAACGCGAGAUCUGAAGAUAAGAAAAAGGUUGCCCAAAUGGUAGAAGGUACAGCAAUGCCAGCUACAGCAAGGAUGGCAGGACCACGAACUGGAAGAGAGGCACACGAGAAUACAGGGAGGCCUCAUGGGACUUGGAGAGCCCGAAUCCAGACCCAGGAGGAAAGCACCAAGAGGCUUCCUAAGGAAAACGAGCUUGUCAGCCCUGCAACACCCCAAAAUAACGGCACUGUGCUCAAUUUUGAUUCCCUGAGCAGUAAGAGUAGCCGAAUAGAGACGGUCACCCAAGUCCUGCCCCAGAGCCCCAGGCUACGGCAGAGGGGCCCCUGCUCACCUCCUCCUGGAGUUGCCAAGUCCAGGCCAGAGCUGGAUACCAACAGGUACGCACACAGCCCAAGCGCAAGCACAGGUGACCUGUACAGGGGCGGGUCCUACACACCCGGGACGCUGACAAAGCAUAUUGAAGAUAUUCGCUCAGCACCGCUUUCCCGAAAAGACUUCCAGCCCACCAGCCCUCCCACACGUGGCCCAAGAGUCCCGGUCUGGGGAGCGGGUGACCCCCGGCCCCACACCCCAAGAUACUACAUCAUCCACGAGCGUGACACUCACAGGAAGACUCCUUCCGCUUUCUGGCCAGAAAGGCAUUUCAAGAUGAGCGCCUCCGGUGACCUAGUGGAGGUGUACCCCAGAAGCGCACGGCAAUACGUGUCCCGCCUCCACCAGCCCCACUCCCCACCCCCGAGUGAAGAAGAGGACGAGAUACAGAGAGAUCUGAUCGAACGGUCUUGCCCUCCUCGCUCUCUGACUGACCUCCGCCGGGUUCCCCACUUCUACAUCGGAGAAAGGUCACGGAGCCAGACCCUGGCUCCCGGGCUCCACAAGUCUUGGCACAAGGGCUUUGAGAUUGAACCGGACAGGCCUCUGUAUGUGCUCAAGAAGCCUCACUCCCGAAACCUCCCACAUCCUCCGCAGCCUCCGAAACACAGAGGCAAGCCCAGAACGGAGCCAUCCAUCACGGAGUCUGACUCCAUGUCUGCCGCAUCCAGUAGUGACCAGCAGAACAGCGGCACUGACCAGUACCUGCAGAUCUUCCACAGCCAGGCCAAGUUUCCCCGGUCUCCAGGCCCCCCAGGCAAGAGGAAGGCCAAGUCCAGGCAAGAGCUGGCCACAGACCUGAUUUGUUCCAAUGUCUGA
This is a messenger RNA of Ochotona curzoniae (black-lipped pika), 3348 nucleotides long. It is a transcript of the gene TMC3, whose product is annotated as transmembrane channel like 3. Gene Ontology annotation, molecular function: mechanosensitive monoatomic ion channel activity. The record is from RefSeq and is a predicted model, not a curated record. Gene Ontology annotation, cellular component: plasma membrane. The transcript is spliced from 24 exons. Bases 1 to 3348 code for a protein of 1115 amino acids. Lineage: Eukaryota; Metazoa; Chordata; Mammalia; Lagomorpha; Ochotonidae.